GGGCAAGCACCUCUAGACACCUGUUCUUUGCACUGGUUAGGUAUUGCACCAGCUCAUAGCCAAGUGGUGUCUUACAACCCACAGAGCAACUUGGGAUCAGCCACAAAGAAGAGUAGAGGAGCUAGAACAGUGCAAACAGCUUUGUCAGGCCUUGCUGGUAAGAUCCAAGAUACAUUAUAGAAACGCUUCAGGCCCUACAGCUUGUGUGCUUAAAAGCUUAACUGUUGGAAAGAGUCACUCAUUCCUACCCUGGCCAGAAAAAGACAGCACAUCAAAGCAAGUGUCCAUAGGCAAGAAGCUGUAGAUAAAGGACUUCGCUCCAAUCUUAAACUCUGUUUAAUUUGAACUAAGAGAGGUGACAAAGUCAGGUAAUCGCAUCAUAAAAUUUGGAUCAGCUCUGCUCAAAGGCAACUCCUGACUGCAGAGGCAGAAAAAAAUCCUUGCUUCUUCACAGUGUGACACCUGAAGACUGAGGGACAUUUGUCCCCCUGGAGCCAACACCUGCCCUUUUCAAAACUUGCACAGCCACAUUAUUAAAACUGCUUUUUUCCUCUCCAUUUUAUAAGUGGCACACAGCAAGCUUCUUUCCUGUCUUCAGUAUUUCUGUUAAUUGCUAUGAAGAAAUUGCUGUUUACUACUCUUCUAAAGUCCCUUUCAGCUCAGGCUUUUGAAAUACUUUAUUUCUCCAGGGUCAGAGGUGAGCAAUGAGUCAUCAAGGAGCUGUAAGAGCCCUGUGCAGUUUAGAGAGGCUCCACUUACCAGCAGGAGAAAGAAAUAGGCACCUUUUUACACAUACUGUGAAAGAAAGGCUCAGAAGCGUUCCAGGGCGGAAUGUGAGGGCUGUUCAUGUCCAGAAAGAAUUGCUGAUGUCUAGCACUCAGGGGAUGAAGGCCUUAUUCUUUAAUCCAUCUCUCUCACCCAAAGUAUGUUGGACAAGCCAUUUUUCUUGGGGUCUUGGCAGGAUUUGGGAUAAGGCGUUGCACAGGAAGUGAAUUUUGAAGAGAACAUUGGGAAAAAGGAUACUGUCCCUCAGACUAGUCCAAUCUAACCCAAGUCUGAUUUUCCAAGAAAGACAAAACAAAAUAGAAUACCAUUCCUCUGAGCACUUCCCACAAUCUCUACUAACCGCUCAUUUAUACAUCCCUAGCAUAAAAGCAUUUGGCCCCAGCACAAAUGCACAAAGAGCCUUUCACAGAUGCAAGCAAUAUCCCAGAGCAUUGCUGGCAAUGGAAUCCCUGGCAGGUAAUUUUCUCCCCACCUACUGUAGGAGCAACCAGAGAAGUGGAGCAGAAAUGUGAAAUUGCCUCACAACAUAAAAACCCCAAACCAUUCUCAUCUGCUGCUGAUUUCAUCCCAUCCUCCCCAUCUGCACAGCGAAAACACUCUUUCCUGACAGUAUCUACUUCAUUACAUCACAGAAGAAGACACAAACUGAAUCUGCAGUCUGAAACAAUUCCCCGUCUUUUCCACAGAAAGUGUCUCCCAGAAGAUCCAAUGGGAUAAAUUAGAAACCAAGAAAAAAACACUCUAGAGUGGAUGCCAGACCCCAGUUUCCCUGAGAACUCAACCCAGCUGCACAGGGCAGAAGAGAAACAAGGAAAACAAGAAACAAGAGAGACAGAAAGGAACGUAUUUACUUUGGGGUGUUUCAUCAUGGCUGAGGAGCUUAUAACACCCUUUCCCCAAAGCAACACAAGCCAGGCUCAUGGGACUAAUCAGAGUGUGAGUGUGGGACAGCCAUCAUACACGGUCCUCAAGUUCAUGGAGAGCUUCUGCCUCAUCAGCGCUGCCUGCGGCAUGGUGGGAAACGGCGUGGUCCUAUGGUACCUUGGCUUCCGCAUCCGGAGAAACCACUUCACUGUCUACAUCCUGAACCUGGCUGCCGCCGACUUUGGCUAUCUCCUCUGCAUCGCCAUUGAGACGGUUCAGUACCUGAUGCAGUUCAAUGUUGGGGUGCAGUUUGGGAUAUUCCUCUUCCUGGAUCUUUUCAUGUAUGGGACCGGCUUGUAUCUCCUGACCACCAUCAGCAUUGAGAGGUGCCUGUCUGUCCUUUGUCCCAUCUGGUGCCGAAGCCACCGCCCAAAGCACUUGUCCGCCAUCAUCUCCGGCCUGCUCUGGGCUCUCUCCCUGCUGCUGAACACACUCGGGUACAUUCUGUGCACCGUUCGCCGCUCUGCCAGGACCUGCCAGCUCCUGCUCAUCGCCAUCGGAUCCCUGGACUUCCUCUUCUGCACACCCCUCAUGCUGCUCUUCAGCCUCACCCUCUUCCUCAAAGUCAAGUGCAGCUCCCAGCACUUCCGAACGGGCAGGCUCUUCACCACCAUCAUGCUCACCAUCCUCUUCUUCCUCAUUUUUGCUGUGCCUCUGAGCAUCCUCAUCCUCUUUGACUUCUUGGGCUACAAAUUCCUCUACUCCCCAGAGAUCGGCUUUGUGCUGUCCUGUGUGAACAGCAGUCUCAACCCUGUCAUUUACUUCCUUGUGGGGAGCUACAGGGAUCGGAGGAUCAAGUUCACCCUCAAGCUGGCGUUCCAGAGGGCCUUUGAAGAUUCAGAUGACAAACAGGAAACCCAUGACACAAUAGCUAUGGCCUCUUAAAUUUCUCCGUUUUUUUGCCCAAUCACCUUUUUGGAUGGAGAAAGAAGGAAAAAGAGAGGAAGAACAUAAAGAUUCCUCUGGGCCCUAGAUCCCGGGGGUGGAGGAAAAAGUGAAUACAUAGCUCUAUUUUUGGUCUAUACCAAGCCACAUUGCUGGCCCCAUUUGUUAAGCCAAAAUAUAAAUGCACUUCCAUUUAUUUGGGCUCCUCCACAGUAAAGCGUGAGAACUGUCUUUGUGGCUAGCUUACUUUGCUUACUGUAACUCUCUUUGGUGCCAAGUUUAAUAAAAUUUUUGCUCUCAGCUGUCAAUCUAGAGCUGACAUUUUA
Falco peregrinus (peregrine falcon) is the source of this 2921-nucleotide messenger RNA. Its product is annotated as proto-oncogene Mas-like. Gene Ontology annotation, cellular component: membrane. NCBI's taxonomy places the organism in Eukaryota, Metazoa, Chordata, Aves, Falconiformes, Falconidae. The record is from RefSeq and is a predicted model, not a curated record. Gene Ontology annotation, molecular function: G protein-coupled receptor activity. The coding region runs from base 1537 to 2595 and encodes 352 amino acids. The transcript has 2 exons. Gene Ontology annotation, biological process: G protein-coupled receptor signaling pathway.